This is a messenger RNA of Antrostomus carolinensis (chuck-will's-widow), 2586 nucleotides long. RefSeq names its product inter-alpha-trypsin inhibitor heavy chain 4 (gene ITIH4). The record is from RefSeq and is a predicted model, not a curated record. NCBI's taxonomy places the organism in Eukaryota, Metazoa, Chordata, Aves, Caprimulgiformes, Caprimulgidae. Gene Ontology annotation, molecular function: serine-type endopeptidase inhibitor activity. The transcript has 22 exons. The coding region runs from base 1 to 2586 and encodes 861 amino acids. Gene Ontology annotation, biological process: hyaluronan metabolic process.
AUGGAGGAGAGAAAGUUGCUCGCAUUGAUGGUCUUUUCCUCACUUGUAGUAUUAGCAGAAACUGUUGCUCAAAAGCAUGCUAUUGAAAUCUACAGCCUCCGCGUGGACUGCAGGGUCACAUCGCGAUUUGCUCACACUGUCAUCACCAGCAAAAUUGUCAACCGAGCUAAUGAGUCCAGAGAGGCAACCUUUGAAGUGGAGUUACCCAAGACGGCCUUCAUCACCAACUUCUCCAUGUCCAUCGAUGGUAAAGUAUACCCAGGAAUAAUAAAGGAGAAAGCUUCUGCUCAAAAGGAAUAUGACACUGCGGUCUUGCACGGGCAGAGCGCCGGCCUCGUCAAAAUCACAGGCAGAAAACUGGAGCAGUUUCACGUGUCCGUCAGCAUCGCGGCCGCCAGCAAAGUCACUUUUGAGCUGACGUACGAGGAGCUGUUGAAGCGGCAGCUGGGGAAGUUUGAGCUGCUGAUCAAGGUCCGACCAAAGCAGCUUGUUAAGCACUUCCAGAUCGAUGUGCACAUCUUCGAGCCCCAGGGCAUACGCUUCUUGGAGACAGACAGCACAUUCAUGACAAAUGAGUUAACUGAGGCGCUCACAAAAGUGCAGAAUGAAACCAAGGCUCAUAUUUUAUUUAAGCCAACUGUAGAUCAACAGAAGAUAAAUCCUGAACUCGAUGAAACCCUCCUCAACGGUGAUUUUGUUGUGCGUUAUGAUGUUAAGAGAGGUGCUACUGCAGGUGAUAUACAGAUUGUCAAUGGGUAUUUUGUGCAUUACUUUGCACCCCAUGAAAUGCCAGUGUUUCCCAAAAACGUCAUCUUCGUUAUAGAUCGAAGUGGCUCCAUGACAGGCAGAAAAAUUGAACAGACGAGGGAUGCCCUGUUGAAGAUUUUGCAAGAUCUCCGCCCAGAAGAUCAUUUCAGCUUUAUCACCUUUAACAACAAAGUGGUGGAGUGGAAGAGCUCUUUGCUGCAAGCCACUGCAGAGAAUGUGGCGAGUGCUGCAGGAUUCGUGCAAACUCUUUCUGCUAGUGGAGGCACCAAUAUCAAUCGUGCCCUGCUGACUGCUGUGAGCGUGCUGGAUAAAGCUGAGGGGCUGCCAGAGAGGAGCGUCUCCAUGAUUAUUUUGCUGACAGACGGCCAGCCCACUUCUGGUGAGAGUAAUGUGGAAGUAAUUCAAGAAAACAUUCAGAAAGCAGUCAAUGGGAAAUACAUUCUUUUCUGCCUUGGCUUUGGGUUUGAUGUCAGUUAUAAUUUCCUGGAGAAAAUGUCCCUAAGCAAUGGGGGAAUAGCACGUCGUAUAUAUGAAAACGCUGAUGCAGCCUUGCAGCUCCAGGGCUUUUAUCAAGAGGUGGCUACCCCAAUAUUAAUGAAAAUUGAAAUGCAGUAUCCAGAAAAUGACGUUGAGGGAUUAACCAAGAACAAUUUCAAGCUCUUUUUUGAAGGAUCUGAAAUUAUAGUAUCUGGAAAAAUUAGCAACGAGCUCAAUCUUUUGCCAGUAGAAAUUAAAGCUCAGUCACACGCUAGUGACUUGACUUUUAAAGAAGAAGCAGUGGUCAAAGAGAAGGGGCAGGUAUUUCAAAAUCAAAGUUACAUCUUCGGGAAUUUCAUAGAGAGACUGUGGGCUUACUUAACCAUUCAACAGCUUCUGGAAAAAUCUAUUUCAGCACAAGAGGAGGGCCGGAAAACCCUGGAGGGAAAAGCCUUAGAGCUGUCUCUGCAGUACAGCUUCGUUACACCCCUCACUUCCAUGGUGGUCACCAAACCCACUGGCCAGCAGCAGACGGAGCUGGCGAACAAACCCACUGAAGCUGAUAAUGAGAAGCCCAUCAGUUUUCCAGUAGGAGAUGCUUAUAGACUGAGGAGUGGAUUACCUCCUGGUCGAUGGCGCCCUGAGCCCCAGCCUGUCAGCAACAAGAAGGUUAUUUCAGUUGUCAGGCUAAGAGACAAAACGAGAGCACAACCUCUUGCCGAUGAAUAUCCACAGCUUCUCUUGCAACUACCCAAACAAAAUGAAAUAAUCUGUUUAAAUACUGAUGGAAAAGCACAACCCUCUGUUCACCUGCUGUCGGAUCCGGAGCAAGGACUCACUGUGACAGGGAAAAUUUGGAACAGAACGAAUCACUUUGUGCAGUUUGAAAUUACCUAUGUGACUCCCCCUGUGCGAAUCCAUGUCUCCACAAAUGAGAUCGUCCUAAGCCACAAUAAGGAGAGCACUCAGCUGCCAUGGACAGAGUCAGCCACCUCCACCAUCCAGGGGUUGAGUGUCUCAGUUGAAAAGGAAACAAGUGUUACAGCAUCAUUGUCUGAUACAGUCACAGUAAAAAUUUCUUUUGUGAAGUUUCCAGAUUAUUUCCUUGGGCUGUAUUUCUUGAAUACUGACCGUUUUUCUGGCAGAGUCAGUGGACCUCUGGGUCAAUUUUAUUCAAAAGCACGAUUUGAGAAUAAUUCUAACAUCAGUCAGAGAGCUGACGAAAGACUCCUGCGUGUGUCUGGGUCUGAGCACAAAGCUACCAGGCAAUACAAGAAAGAUUACAGGCUUGAGUCAACCACUGAUCAUGUUUUCUGCUGGUCAAUAGAUCUAACUCCCUAG